Sabethes cyaneus is the source of this 2531-nucleotide messenger RNA. It is a transcript of the gene vib, whose product is annotated as phosphatidylinositol transfer protein alpha isoform. Lineage: Eukaryota; Metazoa; Arthropoda; Insecta; Diptera; Culicidae. The record is from RefSeq and is a predicted model, not a curated record. Gene Ontology annotation, biological process: phospholipid transport. Gene Ontology annotation, cellular component: cytoplasm. Bases 559 to 1377 code for a protein of 272 amino acids. Gene Ontology annotation, molecular function: phosphatidylcholine binding; phosphatidylinositol transfer activity; phosphatidylcholine intramembrane carrier activity. The transcript has 8 exons.
GUUCAGUCGCGUUUUAAGCUAAGUGUCCAGCGUGUGCAUUGUACAUUGUCUCCCAAGCGGAUUGUGCUGCUGUAGAGGACAUUAAUUCUCCGACCCAUCAAAUUUAGGAUUCCGCGCGGGGAUUUUCGUCGACAACCUAUUAGUUCACAGGUUGAUCAAUGCUGCUGGUCGACGGUGUCAAAAGUGAAUAAAGAAAAGUUGCUGUUGAGGGCGGAUUCAUCUCUACAAUUUUUCAGUGCUAGCAGUCGAAUAACCUGUCGUUCAAGAUCUAUGUAAAAUUUUUGCAUAAUCAACAACGAAUGAAAGGCUCGAAUUGUAAAGCUAAUAUUUGAUUGAUUUCAAGCGUCUCUGAGAAAGUGCUAAGGAAAUAUAAGAAAAGAUUCUAGUGUGAAGUGAAUGCAUUCAUCUCCGGUGCAGGCUUUUUGGUAACCUUGCAAACUACUUUAUUAGAAACGACCGCAAUUUUAACAAAAAGUGUGAAUCGCAAGCCAAUCUUAUAAGUUGCGUGACUCAUUUAUACCGCAAGUCAAUUCCGGCUUAACACGUCAAUCGCAGAAGAUGCUGAUCAAAGAGUUUCGAGUAACACUGCCACUGACGGUUGAAGAGUACCAAGUGGCGCAGCUCUACUCAGUAGCUGAGGUGUCAAAGAAUGAAACUGGCGGUGGCGAAGGAAUAGAAGUGUUGAAGAAUGAACCUUUCACCAACUAUCCACUGCUAGGAGGCAAAUAUUCUUCCGGUCAGUACACCUAUAAAAUCUAUCACCUGGCAUCAAAAGUACCAGCAUUUAUUAGACUAUUGGCACCUAAAGGAUCGUUAGAGGUGCACGAGGAAGCAUGGAAUGCCUAUCCUUACUGCCGAACAGUAAUUACCAACCCGAAAUGGAUGAAGGAGAAAAUGAUUUUGAUGGUGGAAACAUUACAUGCCGAGGGAGAUGGAGAAAUGGAAAACGCUCACGAGCUGCCAGCAGAGAAGCUGAAACAGCGUGAAGUUGUGCAUAUUGAUAUUGCUAAUGACCCAGUAACCGCCGCUGAUUACCGAGAAACUGAAGAUCCUACCAAAUUCAAAUCGCAAAAAACCGGACGAGGGCCGCUGGUCGGUCCAGAUUGGAAGAAAAAGGUGCAGCCGGUUAUGACCUGCUACAAGCUGGUCACCUGCGAAUUUAAAUGGUUUGGAUUGCAAUCGAGAAUAGAAAGCUUUAUUCAAAAAUCGGAGCGAAGACUGUUUACAAUUUUCCACCGACAAGUGUUUUGCUGGAUGGACAGCUGGCACGGCCUAACCAUGGAGGAUAUCCGUGAGUUGGAAGACAAAACCAAAGAGGAGUUGGACAAGCAGCGCCAUGUCGGUGAGGUGCGCGGAAUGCGUGCCGAAACAGAUUAGACUGCGCAGCAAUUAAGCGCCGAUUAUUUGGUAUUUUGGGACAACAACACAACACACCAUCCUGACGGUUUAUUACGGCAUAUGGGAGCAUAAACGCUGGAUGAGAGGUAUAGACAUUUAUAUUAGUUGUAAAUUUACAGAGGGCAGGAUGAAAAGAAAAACAACAGUUAUUAAACACAAAAAUAAACAGGAAAACAGCUAUACAUAUUCAAAACGUAUCGCUACGAACAUUGUAAGACACACACCCAAAACUAGUGACACAGUUACACAUACAGAUACACCGAAAACACCUGUAUUAGAUACCAUGUAGUAAGUCGUCAGUAAAUUGAAGACUAAUACAAAAAGAGUUAUGUUUGAAGAGAAAUCGGUACAGUAACAGCAAAUCUAGCACGUAGCAUUUAGAAGAGGUGAAUGCAACAUGUUAGGCGUUAGUAUUCUGAAUGAUAAGUCAGUGAAACAGUAACUGCAAAUAGGAUACAACAAUCAGCUAACUACAUAUUUAUGAUGAGAGGCAGAGAACUACGUUUUAAGUUGAAUGAGUAUAAUCAUGGUCCAAGAGUCCAUGAUGGAUUUAGUCAAAUUUGUUUUUAAAUGCUAAUACUAAUUUAAUUCAAUUCGCGCCCAUGAUAAUGCCCAACGUUUUUAUUUUGAUAUUUAGUAGAUGCCUAUUAAGUCACACACACACACACUUACGCACUUAUUUGAGUUUUAUUGAGUUUUGCUAUUAUUUGUUUUAACGGCAGUGAAAUAUUUAGAAAGCCUACAAACAAUAGUCGUUUGAAAGCACAUCGUGCUCAGAAGCGUGCGCGAGAAGCAAAAAUAAGGUUAAAUCGAGUGUGUGAGCUAUUUUAGUCCAAUCGACGAUAUUCCGUCGAUUAAGAUGCGUAUGUAGACUCAGUUCUAGUAGGCAAAGUUAACUAAAGCAAAAGCAAAGCAAAUCAAUUCUUUCCAUUAAAAUUAAUGCGAUUUAGUGAAGUACAUAAAACUACAGCGACAAGCGAUCAAUGGGGAUCCCAGCUGAUCUCGGAAUGUACAAUAAAUCCCCUCUUUUCCGGUAUACUAAUAGACGAAAAACUGAAGAUAAAACAUGCUAUCCAAAAAAAAGUUGUUCCGAUAACAUUGGUAAGUGUUAUAUGAAAUUAAAAAUGGAGUUC